ACCGCAGGCAGGCAACAGGCGAUUACCGCAGCGAGCUGUCCGCCGUUCUUAAACGGUCCAAGGUGGAAAGCAAAGCUCGGAUAACCGACGAGUAGAAAGUCGGCGGUACGAUACCGGUUAAGUUCCCAAACCCGGCGAGCAAUGCCUUCAAUCCAAGCUUAACCUAUUAUAUGAUACCCACAAUCCGUCACCUGAAAUUUGUCACCCUCGAAGGAGCUAGAUGAUGAAGCACGAAUGCGAGACUCAAACAUGAUUGCCGGACCCUUCCGAGUUUCUUCCUUUCUUCAUUUUUUUCCCCCUCUCUGUUCCUUCCUACCUCCUCCCCCUACAACGCGGCAGCGCGCACAGCUUGAAGCAGCAGCGGUAUAGCGACAACCCCAACGGAGGGUCGCAACAAGGUACUGUACUGUACCGGUAGGAGAACAAGAGAGAGAGGGAAAGCCGCGGUUGCAAGAGUUGGUAUCACGCUGUUAAGGAAGCUCGGUUACUCGGCGGUAUGUGUGAUCGAUGUUCGGGAGGGAGGGAGGCUCCAUGCCUCAGCCCUUCCUUUUCAGCUUUGCGCUGCUCCCUUGCGGUUUGGGAAUUGAAACACAGCCCCUUCAACCUUUCUUUUUUCCCUCGCUCAUUUGUUCACUCCCGGGGAAAAUAAAAGAAUAAUGACGAUAAUAAGUAAAUAAACCCCGAUUUCGACAAGCGCGAUCAGCACAUGCAGCGUAUUUAUAGCCACAGGUCAUCUCUCUCGGGAGAAACUCUUAGUGAUGCCUGCUAUUGGGCGCUUUUCGGGGUUGGGUUGAGGGCUAUAUUUCAUUUGUUCUGGUCUUGGGAAGCGAGGGGCGGCUUUUGCACAUUUCUGGGUGGGUUCGCUGCUUGAUCUGGAGGCCCUUCAUAGCGGUGUCUCUCUUGAUUUGGCUCGGGGUGUGUGGGUGGGAAGGGCUGUGGGUGGUGGAGGUCACGGUUUGUUUUAAUUUUUUUUGCUUUUACUUCGUUAAUUGAGAGUUGAGUUGCUCCCGCUGUGACAGUCUAGCUUUUAUCGUGGUUUCCCCCCCCCUCUCUCCCACCGCUUGGGGAGAAGAGGAUGGGCCGACAGUUGGGAGAGAUUACUGUACUGUACCGCAGCUGUAGGGUCGCAGAGCGUCCAGUGAGGGUGUGUGUACCGGUACGUUUGUGUCAUGGUAAGGAAGAUCAACGAUACUAUGGACUGAGCCAUGAUAAGUGAAGCCUGUUUCUGCUUGACUGCUUGACUUCUCCCUUCUUGACCCCGGCGGUUCUACCGGUAUUGUUUCCUCUCCUUCUCCCUGCCUCUCUCUCUCUUGCUCUCUCUCUCUCCCUCCCCUCCCUCUCCUCUCCUCUUUGUCUCUCUCGUUUAUCGUUCUUCAGGAAUUCGAUCCCUUCAUACCUGUACCGUAAUAGCACAAGUAACCUUUUUCCUUCUUUCCUUUUUUUUUCUUUUUUCUUGCCCUUUCCGUAUUGCUGUAACUGUACUGGUAACCCUAUCUCCAAACGUCUCCCUCCAUCACACACUCUCUCCCUUAGCAUUAGCCUCAAUCCUCAAGCACCGUACCGGUACCGUACACUCUCUCUCACUUACCCUCUCUCCCUUCCACCUCUUACGCCCCCUCUGGCUCUACAGCUACCACCCCGGUCACUCAUUGCCGGCCCCUUCCUUCAAAACUCUACCCCCUCCCAAUCCGUUCAUCAUCAGCAGGCCUGUCAGAAACCGAUCCAGCUCAUUCUCACACCAAGCAACCUCCCCCUCACGAACACUUUCUCUACCUCACCUCACCUAACCUAAACUCGUGUUUCCCGACCGGAGCGCCACAUAGGUAUCCUCUCGGCUCUUUCCUCUUCUUCCCUUCUCCUCCACGCUCCCUUGUGUCCUUCGUUCAAUCUCCCUUCUCGUCCCUCGCUAGCACCUGAUCCCCACACAUUCUCCCUUCCUGUUUUUCUUUGUGCUUGUUUCGUCUCUUCCGAUUGUUGUGUCUUGCCAACACAAACAAUAGGGGAUAAGUUCUAGGGAUAAAAAUAAAACUCUCCACCGCGACAGGAGGAAGGGAGGCAGCUCGACCAGCGCCUUUGGAUAACGAGAAAGGGACGGUCGAUCGGAAACGGGUUGGAGAAAAAAUAAAUCCAGCCAAGGGUUACGACGACUUCGCUCUGAAGGUCCGGCUCUUCAGUGUCUCUUUGUUCGUUCACAUUUCAGCCCUCGUUAACAUUCGAUAAAGCCGUCAAAAUUCCCUACGACAGCAGCAGAAAUUCCCUCCUCGGAGGUGGACUAAUACCCCAGACGCGAUCAAGGAUGAUCUACCGACCCACCUCAUUAUGGAGCUGGAGUUUCCUCCUCCUUGCGGUCGUUCAAUCAUGUGCUGUGUUGGGCUUUGAAGGGUGCGCUUUUCCUCCAACUUCCACUACUACUGGCGACUACUGCCUCGCUAGCGCCCUUUUUUUUUUUUCCUCUUUAAGCGAUUUGAUGGUCCCUGAAGCUAAUACCCGAGGCCCUUUGGGAUAGUUAUAUAUUCGCUGCCUUCCAGAACAACCUGCACCAGGACUAUAUCAACAGAAAGGGAACCCCCUUUGAACAAGCGCAGACACGGACCAUCCCAACGUAAGUUUGCUGCACCUAUCGGUACCUAUCUUUUAGCGAUAAAGGAUCGCGAUACAGAAAUGUGUCUAACCGAUGUUUGUUCUAUAGAUACCUGACCCUCUUCAUCUUCGGGCAUUUAUUCCUCGUGGUUCUUUGCUAUGAUGCGCUUAGAUUGAAGAACACCAUUCAGGUCAUUGGCAUUUGCAUCUUCAAUGCUGCACUGCUUGUCUAUGCUGCUAUCCAGAUGGAUCAGAUUCACGAUGCCAAUACUUUCUUGACGAGGCUUAACAUUGGACCUGACCCAAACGCUACGGGUAUUAAGAGGAAUAUCUGGCCAGUGAUUCAACCGUCUUUGAUUGCAAUUCCCUGCGUAAUCGCCUUGUCGACUGUAUUGAUGUGCGUUAUUUGUUGGAAGCUGUAUGACGAAUUUGCAUGGACCAUCUACAAGCAUAUUUCUGCGGAUUUGAAAAUGAAGGAGAGAUAUCUCAAGUUCCAGGUACGUCAUUCCUGAUUGAAGCCCACUUCUUCGGGGGGGCCCCCGUGUUGACCCUUGUUGCAUAUAGAUCUUCAUUGCUCUUCUCAAGUUUGAUUUCUUCUUCUUUGUUGGAUUCACUGUCCAGUUUAUCGUCAUUGUCGCCUCUACAACGGGCUAUCUCGAAAUAGGAGGCUCUACGUUUGGAAAUACCAACAAAGACUAUGAAUUCUUCCUCACCAUUGCUGUCCUACCCCUGACCAUCGCUUUCUUGGUUCUCGCUGCUUGGUGCACAAGGAGAGAGAAGAAGAUUCCCAUGGUGUUCAUCAUUAUCAUCUUCUUUGCCGCGCUGGCUUACUUCGUCUUCAAGUUGGUCCGGAUGUACCAUGGCAGGUUCGUCGAAAGCUACAAGCCGGCGAGAAGGAGUUUGACCACUUUUGGUGAGUUGCACCGGCGUGAUGUUAAUGGUACUUCCUGACCAUGCAUGGGACAAAUUAUUGACUUUAUACAGCCGUGAUCACACUGAUUCUUAUCAUUUUGACCAUUGCGAACGCCAUCGCCUGCGUUAUGAACUUCAACAAGGGCUUGAAACCCCACAUCACCCGGAGAAAGAUGACGGACGAGGAGGAGAAGCACAGCAUGACUGAAAUGACCAAUCACGCGGCUCAGCCGAUGCCAUCGCGAAUGACGAUUGACUAAAAACCUGGCUUCAACCCCGAUGGCAGUUUUAUGUUCUGUCUUGUCUUUGUCGGCCUCUUGGGAUAGGAGGGCGGUUUUUUAUCUUCCGCGGCAGUCAGUUAUUUUGCUUUUACGGAAUGAUGUGACAAAUCAUAAAUCGUGAGGUUCCCCUGGAACUCUUAUCCUAAUUAACCCACCUAUGGGCUUUCGGAUCGUUUUGAUGUCUUGUAGAGAAAAAAAAUGGUGUAUUUGAGCAGUGUUUUCUUCUAAAUUUUUCUUUGUUCUUUUUUCUCUCCUUCUCUCUCCUUCUUCUCUCUCUCUCUUUUGCUAUUCUACCGGGGUCACUUUUCUGCAUGAAUAAUUUUCACAUGGUGUUUUUUUGUUGCUUUUGUUUCAUGUGUUACUCUUCCGGGAUACCCUCAAGUUUUUGAAAUGGAUUCACUUUCAGGGACACAACGAGACUUUGGAAGGGCAAGGAGGGAUGAUUAUGAGGAGGGUGCAUAUCAUAGUGGGGGGAACCAAGGGAGAGGGGGGGGUGGGGCGCAUGCAGGCCGUUGAUAUUGCGCGGGCUGUAGUGCGGUGAAGCGGGGUUAGGAAAAAAAUCUCCAAAGUUUCGGUGGGGCUUAGUCCAAACCACGCGUCCACUGAGCCACCGAUCUAACUGGGAGAUUGAUUUGAAAAGAAGAAAAAGAAAGUGAGCAACGGCCCCCUUGAUGUUGCGAAGUAAAUACCUACUCGUGGUUUGGAAGCCUUGGGAGGGGUGUUGGAUUCUUUAAGAAAUUUAUUCCAUUUCAUUACAUUUUAUUUUAUUGCCCUUUUCUCGCGGGAGAAACAUCCCUCUUUCCAAAGCGCGUAAGGGAAUUGGGGUGGGAUGGGAUGGAAUUAGUGUAGCUGUUCUCACGAGUUUCCUUUGCGUUUUCGUUUGCGUCUCUCUGCUGUGCCUUAACUUUUUAUUUUAUUUUUUAUACCUUACUUACCGCCCUUUAUAACUCUUCUCAUGGACAGCCUUUUUUAUAUAAUACCAUAUUAUAUUUAUAUAUAUACAUAUAUAUGCCGAUUUCUCUAGC
Messenger RNA from Tuber aestivum (summer truffle), 4798 nucleotides. NCBI's taxonomy places the organism in Eukaryota, Fungi, Ascomycota, Pezizomycetes, Pezizales, Tuberaceae. The record is from the annotation of a GenBank genome assembly.